AUGGAGAACAUAUGGAGUCGCCGCCCCGGUUCGAGCAAGCUCUCCCUCUCUACUUCCGGCUCCGGUCAGGGCGACAGCCCCUCUGGACGCAACAACUCUUUCAGGCGAAUCGGCGGUGAUAGCUCUUCGCUCCAGAAAACCAACCCCUUCAGUUCCAUAACCACGCCGGGAGGCGGCUUGGCGUCACCUACAGGCGGCGCAUCGAAUGCCUUCGGCCUAGGAUCUGGCGCCUUUGCCUCUUUUGGUUCGGCGAAGACCCCUAAGGCGACUGGAAAUCCUUUCGAGUCGUCUUUGGGCGCUGCUGUCAAGACACCCGGUGCGGAGAAAUCUGCAAAGGAGGGUGGCUUGGCUGGCAAGUCUGUCGGCCGGGUGGCAUCCAACGCCUCCCUGCUUGACUCUGCCAGGACGUCAGGAGCGUCAGUCCACCGGCUGCGUGACAGCUGGGUGUUCUGGUUUCGCCCGCCCAUCUCCAAGGCGAACGGGUUUAUCGAGUAUGAGAACACUCUGCACCCAAUCGCCUCGGUUGAUACAGCCGAGAACUUCUUCGGCGUGUACGGGCACUUGAAGCGGCCGUCAACACUGCCGCUGGUAUCGGACUACCACCUCUUCAAGAAGGGAAUCCGGCCAAUAUGGGAGGACCAGGAGAACAAGGCGGGUGGCAAGUGGGUGGUGCGCCUCAAGAAGGGCGUUGCGGACCGCUAUUGGGAGGACCUGCUGUUUGCCAUUAUUGGCGACCAGUUCGGCGAGGCCAGUGAGGAGGUUUGCGGUAUUGUGGUGAGCAUCCGUAACGGGGAGGACAUCCUCAGCAUCUGGACUCGUUCGAGUGGACAGCGGGUCCUGAAGCUCCGCGAAACUAUGCGCCGAGUCCUGUCGAUGCCAAAUGACACCAAAAUCGAGUUCAAGAGCCACGACACCAGCAUCCAGCAGCGCACUGCUAUUGAAGAGUCCCGGCGGGAGAAGGCGGCGAACAAUCACCACGGUGACAAGCGCAACAACAAGCAGCAACAUUAUCAGCAGCAGUUGCAGCAGUCGAAUGACGAACAGCAGAAGAACUUAUAA
Messenger RNA from Podospora anserina S mat+, 1059 nucleotides. RefSeq lists its product as uncharacterized. The record is from RefSeq and is a predicted model, not a curated record. Bases 1 to 1059 code for a protein of 352 amino acids. Gene Ontology annotation, molecular function: translation initiation factor activity; RNA 7-methylguanosine cap binding. Gene Ontology annotation, cellular component: eukaryotic translation initiation factor 4F complex; cytoplasm. Lineage: Eukaryota; Fungi; Ascomycota; Sordariomycetes; Sordariales; Podosporaceae. Gene Ontology annotation, biological process: translational initiation. The transcript has 3 exons.